AUGCUCUGUCUAAGGUUAGUGUUCAGUCUUUGGUUAGUACUCUUCCUUGCGAUUGCUCAAGGAAUAUCUUCUGAAUUCCCAUACAAGGACUCAGGUUAGUAUUAAUCGCUUCCCAUGAAGGGAAAAGAAAAGCCAGUCUGAAAUUUUAAAGAAAUGAUUCUUAGUUUUCAAUUAACUCAUCUUUUUGUCCAUUGAGAACGUAGUGGUUCUCUCCUGGCCCGGCCACGUAUCAUUAACCUGAGAUCAGGCUUUAUCUCACGGGUGUUUCGUAUGACGCUAAGAAAAAACCAAAGCAGAGUAUCCUUUGUGUUUCAACUUGUUUCUUGUUUUUAGUGGACUAUUUACAGUACUCUUUUGGCCGGUUUUAAAGCUACACUUGAGAAUGCGGUAAAUGCUGUGUUAAAUUACUCUGUUUGUCCCAUGGUGCAGUCUGGUGCAAUAGUUCCAUAAAUUCUCACUUUCAAAACGAGGCUAUGAGCAACGUGGUUGGUGUGUAAAACCCUUCUUGCGAAAAUUAGUUUUAUUUGCAUGAGAGUAAAAAAUCAUUGUUAUAAUAAUGGCUUCGCACACAGCCUCGCUUUGAAAAAGAGGCUUGGGCAACUCAGAAAUGGCCUCUUUGACACAACUUGUUCCCAGACUCACGCGCAUUUUCAAACCGACUAUUUAUUCCAAUAUUUCAUUUGAUGAAAGCGCAAGUUUAUCGAAUGCCAAUGCCACCGGAGCACGAGGAGGAGGCUGGGGUGGGGGUAGGAAGCAAAAGACGUAUGUUAAUUCAUGUGUGAGNGUUUCGUAUGACGCUAAGAAAAAACCAAAGCAGAGUAUCCUUUGUGUUUCAACUUGUUUCUUGUUUUUAGUGGACUAUUUACAGUACUCUUUUGGCCGGUUUUAAAGCUACACUUGAGAAUGCGGUAAAUGCUGUGUUAAAUUACUCUGUUUGUCCCAUGGUGCAGUCUGGUGCAAUAGUUCCAUAAAUUCUCACUUUCAAAACGAGGCUAUGAGCAACGUGGUUGGUGUGUAAAACCCUUCUUGCGAAAAUUAGUUUUAUUUGCAUGAGAGUAAAAAAUCAUUGUUAUAAUAAUGGCUUCGCACACAGCCUCGCUUUGAAAAAGAGGCUUGGGCAACUCAGAAAUGGCCUCUUUGACACAACUUGUUCCCAGACUCACGCGCAUUUUCAAACCGACUAUUUAUUCCAAUAUUUCAUUUGAUGAAAGCGCAAGUUUAUCGAAUGCCAAUGCCACCGGAGCACGAGGAGGAGGCUGGGGUGGGGGUAGGAAGCAAAAGACGUAUGUUAAUUCAUGUGUGAGAGAAAAAAGGAAGUAAAUUCUCUGGUUCUCCAGGAACAUAAAAUUCCCUUUGGUUAAAAGGAGACACAAGGUCGGAAAUGCUCGCCAACUCUUUGCCUCUAAUUCUUCACGUUUUACACCCGUUUCUUCUCAUUAUUUUUAAUUGCUGGUGAUUUAUUCUGGUGAAGUUUAGGCAUUUGUUACAUUUUAAAGUACAUUAUUUCCAAGGCGAAUAAGCCUUCAUCAUUACCUUCGACAUUCUCUUUCAAAACAACCCAACUGAACUGAUUUCUGACAAUCUUGCCUGCCUAUUCCUGUUUUAGUGCCGUUGAAGGAAAGUAAGAAUGAUUACAAGACCAACAAGUCGACAUCUUCUUUUCAUAUACGAGCCACUUCAAACCAUCAUGACGCACCACAAGAAACUUCUCUUCAUAUUCCACAAAUACCUGCAAUACCUGGCUCAGCAGCUGAUGAAAUUUUAAACCAUAAGAGAAUUAUUGUGGGUCCUGAUGAUAGAAUUCAUGUGAAAGCUUCAAAAACUCAGAUCAUGCCCUUCAGAGCCGUUGUCAAAGUGACGAUGAACACGCAAGAGUCAUGCUCCGGAGUUCUGAUUGGCCCACGCCAUGUUCUGUCCGCUGCUCACUGUUUCCACGACGGGCGCAGGUUCUUGACCAAAAAGCGCGCUUUGUAUGUGGACGUUCUCCAAGCAAAUGGCCGCUUUUCCAAGUUUCGUGUAAAGAAGAUGUCUUUGCCACGCGCUUGGUACAAAGUGAAACCUAUGAAACCAGAGUACGAUUAUGCGGUAUUGACACUUCAGCUGCCACAUGGAAGGCCAUAUCUCCCAAUGAAAGCUUUCUCAAUAAAAACACUCAAAGUGUUAACAACAGGCACAAUACACUUUGCGUGCUUCCCGAACGACAAACGAGCAAACUCGAUGUGGUAUUCGUCAUGCCCGGUCGGCUGGGCGCCAAGCUCGAGCUCCUACCGAAGUGUAAUCUUGAAUAAAUGUGACGCCACCAGAGGCUGCUCGGGAGCUGGUGUCUACGCUCUACUUCGCAACCGACGAAAUCGAUACAUUAUCGGAAUCUUAUCGAGCGCCAUUAAUAACAAAGUAGCAAAUGUCGUAAUACGGUUGACUCCCCAAAAGGUUAGAGAAAUAUGCGGCUGGAUUGGAUGGAAUCGGAGAUCAGGUUGUAACAAUAACCUUGGUUAA
Molecule: messenger RNA, 2496 nt
Organism: Porites evermanni
Lineage: Eukaryota; Metazoa; Cnidaria; Anthozoa; Scleractinia; Poritidae
Source: the annotation of a GenBank genome assembly